Messenger RNA from Gregarina niphandrodes, 396 nucleotides. RefSeq lists its product as hypothetical. The record is from RefSeq and is a predicted model, not a curated record. The transcript has a single exon. NCBI's taxonomy places the organism in Eukaryota, Apicomplexa, Conoidasida, Eugregarinorida, Gregarinidae. Bases 1 to 396 code for a protein of 131 amino acids.
AUGGAUGAUCCAGUUUUUGCUCGAGUCAAAACAGAACCGCUUCCAGACGACCCCAUAGCAUAUACUAAUACUCCAGUUCAGCAAGAAGAGGUGCCUUCAAAGCCACUCUCGACUUUACUCAAGUCCCCCGCUGACGACGCCCAGGCUUCAGAUACAUCCAAGCCGUUUUAUGAAGACGGGAACUGGUAUAUGUACCUUGUGCACGACGGCGGCAUUCUUAAGUUACCAGGGAACAUAGUUGCAGGCACAAGACGGAAGAAUAGACAAAUUCUCGUUUUCCGUCCCCCAAGACAGCCUGUCAAAAAGUACUGCUUGUGCGAGUACUGCAAUAAUCUUGGGCUUACUGGUAGGCUGACUCCCUCCCCUCCCCUCCCCGUUGGUCUCCCUUCCCCGUAG